Messenger RNA from Lynx canadensis (Canada lynx), 1079 nucleotides. It is a transcript of the gene DLX1, whose product is annotated as distal-less homeobox 1. NCBI's taxonomy places the organism in Eukaryota, Metazoa, Chordata, Mammalia, Carnivora, Felidae. The transcript is spliced from 3 exons. The coding region runs from base 220 to 987 and encodes 255 amino acids. The record is from RefSeq and is a predicted model, not a curated record. Gene Ontology annotation, biological process: negative regulation of transcription by RNA polymerase II; cell differentiation; embryo development. Gene Ontology annotation, molecular function: RNA polymerase II cis-regulatory region sequence-specific DNA binding; DNA-binding transcription factor activity, RNA polymerase II-specific.
UAUGACCUUGGCUGAGUCAAAGCUUUGAAGCGAGUUUGGGGAGCUCGGCAGCAUCAUGCUUAGACUUUUCAAAGAGACAAACUCCAUUUUCUUAUGAAUGGAAAGUGAAAACCCCUGUUCCGCUUAAAUUGGGUUCCUUCCUGUCCUGAGAAACACAGAGACCCCCAAAAGGGAAGCAGAGGAGAGAGAGAGACCCACACCCAGACCCCGCGAGAAGAGAUGACCAUGACCACCAUGCCAGAAAGUCUCAACAGCCCCGUGUCGGGCAAGGCGGUGUUUAUGGAGUUUGGGCCACCCAACCAGCAAAUGUCUCCUUCUCCCAUGUCCCACGGGCACUACUCCAUGCACUGUUUACAUUCGGCGGGCCAUUCGCAGCCCGACGGCGCUUACAGCUCGGCCUCGUCUUUCUCCCGACCGCUGGGCUACCCCUACGUCAACUCGGUCAGCAGCCACGCGUCCAGCCCCUACAUCAGUUCGGUGCAGUCCUACCCGGGCAGCGCCAGCCUCGCCCAGAGCCGCCUGGAGGACCCAGGGGCUGACUCCGAGAAGAGCACGGUGGUGGAAGGCGGUGAAGUGCGCUUCAAUGGCAAGGGGAAAAAGAUCCGCAAACCCAGGACGAUUUAUUCCAGUUUGCAGUUGCAGGCUUUGAACCGGAGGUUCCAGCAAACUCAGUACCUAGCUCUGCCCGAGAGGGCGGAGCUCGCGGCCUCCUUGGGACUCACGCAGACGCAGGUCAAGAUCUGGUUCCAGAACAAGCGUUCCAAGUUCAAGAAACUGAUGAAGCAGGGCGGGGCGGCUCUGGAGGGUAGCGCACUGGCCAACGGCCGGGCGCUGUCUGCCGCCUCCCCGCCAGUGCCGCCCGGCUGGAACCCCAACACCUCAUCCGGGAAGGGCUCGGGCGGCAGCGCGGGCUCCUACAUCCCCAGCUACACGUCGUGGUACCCCUCGGCGCACCAAGAAGCUAUGCAGCAACCCCAACUCAUGUGAGGUUGCCCGCCCGCACCCUCCCGCCUCCUUCCCGUCUCCCCCGGCCCGGGCCCCUCCCGCCUCCCGGUCCAUCCACCCUGUCCGCAAGCCCU